AUGUCGUGGCAACCAUCUCAGGACUCGCUGAGGCAGCUCGCUGCAUGCCUCAGAGACUCCCUGAGCGGCUUCGAUAAGAAUGCUCAGAAACAAGCCGAAGUGAUGCUGCAGCAAGCAAAGAGCUCCCCCGACGUUAAUAAUUAUCUUGCAUAUCUCUUCUCGAGCGCCCACCCACCAGAUGGGUUGCAAUGCAGCGAAUCUGACUACCACCUCGUGCGAUCGGCUGCGGGAAUCAUGCUGAAGAAUAAUGUCAAAUCGGAGUGGAAGAGCAUACCGGAGGAGAGUCUUAACUUCGUCAAGAUGGCUGUUCCGAUGGCCCUGCAAGAUAAGAACCCUCAAGUUCGCAACUAUGCUGGAAACAUUGCGACAGAAGUCAUUAGGAGAGGGGGCCUCCUGAGUUGGCCUGAUUUGCUACCCCAGCUGAUGGAUAUGGUCGGAAACACUAGCGGCCAUGUUGCCAACGAAGCUCAGGAGGGAGCCAUGUCAGCCAUGACUAAAAUAUGCGAGGAUAAUCCUCGUGUUUUUUUAAGAGAAGUCAAUGGACAGCGUCCAUUGAACUUUGUGCUCCCCCAGCUCAUUGCUGCCACCAAGAGCCCGCUUCCCAAGGUCCGCGCCGGAGCUUUGACUGCCAUAAAUGUCUUCACACCUCGAGCUUCCCAGGCCAUGGUCAACUCCAUCGACGAGCUCCUACAACACCUAUUCGUUCUUUCCAGCGACACUAGCCCCGACGUUAGACGACAAGUUUGCCGCGCCUUUGUUCACCUUGUUGAAAGGCGGCCAGACAAGCUGCAACCCCAUAUCGGCGGCUUGGUGGACUACAUCAUUUCGCAGCAAAAGGGAGAUGACGAAGAUCUUGCUUGUGAAGCUGCCGAAUUCUGGCUUGCUGUGGGAGAGCAUGACGAUUUGUGGCAAGGCCUACAACCAUAUCUUCACAAAAUCAUCCCUGUCCUCUUGCAAUGUAUGGUUUACAGCGGUGAAGACAUUGCUCUUCUUGGUGGCGAGUCCGACGAUGAGGAUGAAGAGGACAAGGAGCAAGAUAUCAAGCCAGCAUUCGCCAAAAAGAACUUGAACAGGAAUACCAAUGCAAACGGUGACUCGGCGAAUCAAAAUGAAGGCGGCAAUGCCUAUGAAAAGCUUGCUGGCAUGGAUGAUGACUUGGAGGAAGGCGAGAUUGAUGAAGUAGAUGAUGGAGACGAGAACCCCGAUGAACGGUGGACGCUUCGUAAAUGCUCAGCUGCAGCACUGGACGUUUUUGCCCGGGACUUUCGAAAUCCUGUCUUUGAGGCCAUCUUCCCUUAUCUAUCUCAGAACUUGAAGCACGAAGAGUGGCCACACCGUGAGGCCGCUGUCCUGGCUUUAGGAGCCGUUGCCGAGGGCUGCAUGGAUGUCGUUGUUCCUCAUCUUCCGGAACUUGUGCCGUACUUGAUCUCCCUCUUGGAAGACUCCGAACCUGUUGUCCGGCAAAUCACCUGUUGGACGCUAGGUCGGUAUUCAGAAUGGGCAGCGGAAUUGCCGGAACAGAGCCAGAGAGAGCAAUAUUUCGUGCCGCUCAUGGAUGGUAUCCUUCGCAAGAUGCUCGACAAAAACAAGAAAGUCCAAGCUGCCGGUGCUUCAGCCUUCGCCAACAUUGAAUACAAGGCUGGCUCCCACCUGGAGCCAUAUUGCGGGCCCAUUAUUCAACAGUUUGUUCGAUGUUUUGGCAAAUACAAGGACAAGAACAUGUAUGUCCUCUACGAUUGUGUUCAGACACUUGCCGAGCGUAUUGGAUCAUUGCUCGCCACUCCUGAGCUCAUGAACCAGUUGAUGCCAGCCCUGACAGAAAGGUACAACCUCGUCUCAGACCAAUCUAGAGAAGUUUUCCCACUACUGGAAUGCCUAUCUUAUGUUGCCUUGUCCCUGGGGCCCGAUUUCGCCCCAUAUGCGCCGCCGAUCUUCGUACGAUGCAUCAAUAUCAUUCACAUGAACCUGGAGCAGAGUCUAGCCGCUGCAAGCAAUGGUGCUCUCGACACCCCUGACAAGGACUUCCUGGUAACUAGUCUUGAUCUCCUAAGUGCGAUUAUUCAAGCCCUGGGUGAGGAGAAGUCUACAGAGCUUGUCAAGACAUCCCCUCAGCCGUUCUUCGAGCUACUUACAUUCUGCAUGGAGGACCCGGCCGACGAGGUCCGACAAUCUGCAUAUGCUCUGUUGGGCGACUGCGCAAAUUACGUGUACCCAUUGAUGCAGCCACACCUGAGGUCUAUUUUACCUAUUGCCAUAAAACAACUAGACUUGGAUUCUAUGCUGGACGAUGAGGUUGGAGAUGGUUUUGGAGCGUACAACAACACCUGUUGGUCUCUCGGCGAGAUUACCAUGCAGCACGGCAAAGGCAUGGCACACUGGGUUCCUGGUCUUCUCAAGCACCUUGUUGAGAUCAUGUGCAACGCUCGCGUUCCAAAGAGCCUCGCUGAGAAUGCCGCUAUUGCUCUGGGUCGGCUUGGCAUAGAAAAUUCGGAGCUGUUAGGCCCGGCUCUCCCAACGUUUGCCGAGGAUUUCUUAAGCCUAAUGAAGAAGAUCGAACCAACUGAUGAAAAAGCUUCUGCUUUUAAGGGUUUUUCUAUGAUUGUGGGUCAAAAUCCGCAAGCUAUGGAAAAGGUGUUGUUGGAUUACUUUGUGGCAGUUGCGCAGUAUGAGGACUCGGAAUUGCAGAAUCCAUUGAAGCAGGAACUUCACGAUGUCAUUCAGCAUGUAAGUAUAUAUCGAUCAGCACCGGCGGUGACCCGAUCCAUGUGA
Metarhizium acridum CQMa 102 is the source of this 2769-nucleotide messenger RNA. The record is from RefSeq and is a predicted model, not a curated record. NCBI's taxonomy places the organism in Eukaryota, Fungi, Ascomycota, Sordariomycetes, Hypocreales, Clavicipitaceae.